GCUGCGCGGGCUGGAUGGGCAGCUGGUGAGCGGGUCUGGGGACGCGAGUCCCCGAGCGCUGCUGCCCAGAAGCUGCUGCCCCCACGAUGAACCGCGCCAAGCCCGCCACGGUGCGGCGGCCGAGCGCCGCGGCCAAGCCUUCCGGGCACCCGCCGCCCGGGGACUUCAUCGCUCUGGGCUCCAAGGGGCAGGCAGGCGAGUCCAAGGGGGCUGCAGCCCUGCUGAAGCCGGCGCCCGCUGGCCUCCCCUCUGAGCGCAAGCGCGAUGCGGCCGCCCUGGCCGGGGCCUCGGCGCUCACCGGCCUCACCAAGCGCCCCAAGCUGUCCUCCACGCCCCCGCUGAGUGCCCUGGGCCGGCUGGCCGAGGCGGCUGUGGCUGAGAAGCGCGCCAUCUCCCCCUCCAUCAAAGAGCCCUCGGUGGUCCCCAUUGAAGUCCCGCCCACCAUGCUGCUGGAGGAGAUCGAGGCCGCUGAGCUGGAGGGCGAUGACGGCCGGAUCGAGGGUGUGCUCUGCGGGGCCGCGAAGCAGCUGAAGGGCUCGCGGGCCAAGCCCGAUGGCGCCCUGUACCUGAGCCUCAUGUACCUGGCCAAGAUCAAGCCCAACAUCUUUGCCACCGAGGGUGUCAUUGAGGCUCUAUGCAGCCUCCUGCGGCGAGAUGCAUCUAUCAGCUUCAAGGCUAAGGGGAACAGCCUGGUGUCUGUGCUGGCCUGCACCCUCCUCAUGGCUGCCUACGAGGAGGACGAGAACUGGCCUGAGAUCUUUGUCAAGGUGUACAUCGAGGACUCCCUGGGGGAGCGCAUCUGGGUGGACAGCCCCCACUGCAGGGCCUUCGUGGACAACAUCCAGACGGCCUUCAACACCAAAAUGCCCCCCAAGAGCGUGUUGCUCCAGGGGGAGGUUGGACGCAGCGGGGGUGACCUCAGUGCGGGGAACAGCCCUCACCCCUCACUCACCGAGGAGGAGGACAGCCAGACAGAGCUGUUGAUCGCCGAGGAGAAGCUCAGCCCGGCGCAGGAGGGCCAGCUCAUGCCCAGGUAUGAGGAGCUCGCGGAGAGCGUGGAGGAGUACGUCCUGGACGUGCUCCGGGACCAGCUCAACCGGCGCCAGCCCAUCGACAGCGUGUCCCGCAACCUCCUGCGCCUGCUGACUGCCACCUGCGGCUACAAGGAGGUGCGGCUGGUCACUGUGCAGAAGCUGGAGAUGUGGCUGCAGAACCCCAAGCUGACCAGGCCCGCCCAGGACUUGCUGAUGUCUGUCUGCAUGAACUGCGACACGCAUGGCCCCGAGGACACGGACGUCAUCUCACACCUCGUCAAGAUCCGCCUCAAGCCCAAGGUCCUGCUCAACCACUACAUGCUGUGCAUCAGGGAGCUGCUGAAUGCACACAGGGACAACCUGGGCACCACGGUCAAGUUUGUGAUCUUCAACGAGCUCUCCAACGCCCGCAACCCCAACAAUAUGCAGAUCCUCCACACCGUGCUGCAGCACAGCUCCGAGCUGGCCCCGAAGUUCCUGGCCAUGGUGUUCCAGGACCUGCUGACCAACAAGGACGACUACCUGCGGGCGGCGCGGGCCCUGCUGCGGGAGAUCAUCAAGCAGACCAAGCAUGAGGUCAACUUUCAGGCCUUCUGCCUGGGACUCAUGCAGGAGCGCCGCGAGCCGCAGUACCUGGACAUGGAGUUCAAGGAGCGGUUCGUGGUGCACAUCACCGACGUGCUGGCCGUGGCCAUGAUGCUGGGCAUCACGGUGCAGGUGAAGGAGGCCGGCGCCGCCUGGGACAAGGGCGAGAAGAAGAACCUGGAGGUGCUGAGGGCCUUCCAGACUCAGAUCGCCGCCAUCCAGCGGGACGCCGUGUGGUGGCUGCACACAGUGGUGCCCUCCAUCAGCAAGCUGGCCUCCAAGGACUAUGUGCACUGCCUGCACAAGGUGCUGUUCACGGAGCAGCCCGAGACCUACUACAAGUGGGACAACUGGCCACCUGAGAGUGACCGCAAUUUCUUCCUCCGCCUCUGCUCCGAGGUGCCCAUCCUGGAGGACACGCUCAUGCGGAUCCUGGUCAUCGGGCUGUCCCGGGAGCUGCCGCUUGGGCCAGCCGACGCCAUGGAGCUGGCUGACCACCUGGUGAAACGCGCGGCCGCUGUGCAGGCGGAUGACAUGGAGGUGCUGAAGGUGGAGCGGGUGCAGCUGAUCGACGCCGUGCUUAAUCUCUGUACCUACCAUCACCCGGAGAACAUCCAGCUGCCCCCAGGCUACCAGCCCCCCAACCUGGCCAUCUCCACCCUCUACUGGAAGGCCUGGCCCCUGCUGCUUGUGGUCGCUGCCUUCAACCCUGAGAACAUCGGCCUGGCUGCCUGGGAGGAGUACCCCACGCUGAAGAUGCUCAUGGAGAUGGUGAUGACCAACAAUUACUCCUACCCGCCAUGCACCCUGACGGAUGAGGAGACGCGUGCUGAGAUGCUCAGCCGGGAGCUCCAGGUCUCCCAGCGAGAGAAGCAGGAGAUCCUGGCCUUUGAGGGUCACCUGGCCGCCGCCUCCACCAAGCAGACCAUCACGGAGAGCAGCAGCCUGCUGCUGUCCCAGCUGACCAGCCUGGACCCCCAAGGGCCCCCCCGGAGGCCUCCCCUGCACAUCCUGGACCAGGUAAAGGGCCUGAACCAGUCCCUGCGCCUGGGCCACCUGCUGUGUCGCAGCCGGAACCCGGAUUUCCUGCUCAACAUCAUCCAGCGGCAGGCGUCCUCGCAGUCCAUGCCCUGGCUGGCCGACCUGGUGCAGUCCAGCGAGGGGUCGCUGGACGUGCUCCCCGUGCAGUGCCUCUGCGAGUUCCUGCUGCAUGAUGCCGCUGAUACCACUGCCUCCGGGGAGGAGGAGGAGGAGGGCGAGAGCAAGGAGCGCAGGGCGAAGAAGCGGCAGAGGCAGCAGAAGCAGCAGCAGCUCCUGGGCCGCCUGCAGGACCUGCUGCUGGGCCCGAAGGCAGACGAGCAGACCACAUGCGAGGUGCUGGACUACUUCCUGCGGCGCCUGGGCUCCUCCCAGGUGGCCUCCCGUGUGCUGGCCAUGAAGGGCCUGUCCCUGGUGCUGUCGGAGGGCAGCCUGCGGGACGGGGAGGAGAAGGAGCCGCCGCAGGAGGAGCCAGGCCCUGUGGACGCGCUGCAGGGCUACCAGUGGCUGCUGCGGGCGCUGCCCCUGCUGCCCCUGUUCGCCAGCGUGAAGUCCAGCACGGCCCUGGCCCUGCAGCAGGCCAUCCACAUGGAGACGGACCCGCAGACCAUCAGCGCGUACCUGGUGUACCUGUCCCAGCACACACCCACCGAGGAGCAGAGCCAGCACAGCGACCUGGCGCUGGACGUGGCCCGGCUCAUCGUGGAGCGCUCCACCAUCAUGUCUCACCUCUUUGCCAAGCGCCCCUGCAGCGCUGCGUCCGACGCCGUGCUGUCUGCUCUGCUGUCCAUCUUCUCGCGCUACGUCCAGCGCAUGCGCCAGAGCAAGGAGGGGGAGGAGGUCUACAGCUGGUCCGAGUCCCAGGACCAGGUAUUCCUGCGCUGGUCGAGCGGGGAGACGGCCACCAUGCACAUCUUGGUGGUGCACGCCAUGGUCAUCCUGCUGACACUGGGGCCACCACGGGCCGGUGACAGCGAGUUCCGGGCCCUGCUGGACAUCUGGUUCCCGGAGAAGAAGCCAUUGCCCACGGCCUUCCUGGUGGACACGUCGGAGGAGGCGCUGCUGCUGCCCGACUGGCUGAAGCUGCGCAUGAUCCGCUCGGAGGUGCCCCGGCUGGUGGAUGCCGCCCUGCAGGACCUGGAGCCGCAGCAGCUGCUACUGUUCGUGCAGUCCUUUGGCAUCCCCGUGUCCAGCAUGAGCAAGCUCCUGCAGCACCUGGACCAGGCGGUGGCCCACGACCCCCAGACCCUGGAGCAGAACAUAAUGGACAAGAACUACAUGGCCCACCUGGUGGAGGUGCAGCAUGAGAGAGGGGCCACGGGGGGCCAGACCUUCCACUCCCUGCUCACGGCCGCCCUGCCGCCCCGGCGAGACAGUUCAGAGGCGCCCAAGCCCAAGAGCAGCCCCGAGCAGCCGGCGGGCCAAGGCCAGCUCCGUGCCAGUACACAGGUGCAGGCACUUGGACCCGAGGAUGACCUUGCCAGCAUGCUGCUGCAGAUCUUCCCCCUGAACCCCAGCCCUCGGUGCCCGAGCACCAAUGCCCGCCCCCUCGCCGUGGCGCUGCAGCAGGCCCUGGGCCAGGAGCUGGCGCGAGCCCGCCAGGGGGCCUCCGAGGGGCCAGGCGUGGGGCUGCGCCUGCUGCAGGCCCUGGCCACGCUGCUGAGCUCCCCACACGCCGGGGCCCUGGUGCUGGCCAUGCACCGCGCCCACUUCCUGGCGUGCCCACUGCUGCGGCUGCUCAGCCAGUACCAGCGCCGUGUGCCCCAGGACGCCGGCUUCUCCGCGCUCUUCCUCAAAGUGCUGACGCAGAUGCUGCCCUGGCUGGAGGGCCCCGCGGCCGAGGGCGGGCCCCUGCGAGCCCAGCUCAAGCUCUUCGCCACCCAGUUGUCGGCCAGGCGCAGGAUCAGCGACGUACGCAGCGGCUUCCUGCAGCUGGCGGAGGCCCUGGCGUUUCGUGGGGACCUGGAGGUGGUCGGCUCCACCGUGCGGGCUGUCGUCGCCACUCUCAAGGCCGGGGCACCCUGUGCGGCCGAGCCAGAGCUCCUCAGCAAAGUGCUCCGCGGCCUGGUGGAGGUGAGGUCGCCUCACCUGGAGGAGCUCCUGUCUGCCUUAUUCUCCUCUGCGGCCGCGGGCCCAGCCUCCAGGCCCGUUGCGGUGGUGAGCUCCUUGCUGCUGCAGGAUGCUGAGGCCCCGGGCCCGGGGGAGCUGGAGGCCAGCAACGGCAGCCUGGAGACCCCCGUGCGCUUGGGCCCUUGCUCAGGGCUGCUCGUCGACUGGCUGGAGAUGCUGGACCCCGAGGUGGUUGGCAGCUGCCCUGACCUGCAGCAGAGGCUACUCUUCUCCCGGGCCAAGGGCGGAGGCCACCCCGCACCCCAGGUGCCGUCGUUUCGCCCCUACCUCCUGGCUCUGCUCACGCACCAGUCCAACUGGUCCACCCUGCACCAGUGCAUCCGCGUGCUGCUGGGCCGCAGCUGGGAGCAGAGGUUUGACCCUUCUGCCUCUCUGGACUUCCUGUGGGCCUGCAUCCACGUCCCUCGAAUCUGGCAGGGGAGGGACCAGCGCACCCCUCAGAAGCGGCGAGAGGAACUGGUGCUGCGCGUGCAUGGCUCGGAGCUGCUGGGCCUGGUGGACCUGCUACUGGCGGAGGCGGAGGCCCGGGGCCAGGACGUGGGCGCCACCUGCAGCCUCCUCCAAGCCCGGCUGCCUCUGCUGCUGAGCUGCUGCCGCGGGGACAGCGAGGGCGUGAGGAAGGUGGCCGCGCACCUGACCAGCCGCAUCCAGCAGCAGGGAGACAGCACGCUGGGGGGACCCUGCCGAGACCUGCUCCUGCAGCUCUACCUGCAGCGGCCCGAGCUCCGCCUGCCCGCACCCGAGGUCCUGCUGUGCGGCCAGGGCGCCACAGCUAGCAGCGUCUGCACGCUGGACAGUCUGAUCCACCGCUUCAUCACCCUCCUGGCCGACACUGGUGACUCGCGGGCGUCCGAAAACCGGGUCGCCGACGCCAACAUGGCCUGCCGGAAGCUGGCCGUGGCCCACCCCAUCCUGCUGCUCAGGCACCUGCCCAUGAUGGCCGCGCUCCUGCACGGCCGCACGCACCUCAACCUGCAGGAGCUGCGCCAGCAGGGACACCUCAGCUUCUUCCUGCACGUGCUGGGGCUGCUGGAGCUGCUGCAGCCGCAGGUCUUCCAGAGCGAGCACCAGGGGGCGCUGUGGGACUGUCUGCGCUCCUUCAUCGGCCUGCUGGUGAACUACCGGAAGUCAUCCCGAGUGCUGGCGCCCUUCAUCAGCAAAUUCGUGCAGUUCACGCACACGUACAUGGCCUGCAACGCCCCGGCCGCCGUCUCCUUCCUGCAGAAGCAUCUGGACACGCUGCACGACCUGUCCUUCGAUGGCAGCGACCUGUCCAUGCUGAAGUCGCUCCUCGCGGGGCUCAGCGUCCCCAACAAGGGCAGCAGAGCUGGCCACGGCACGGACGAGGAGGGAGAGGCUGCUGCUCCUGCAGACGAGAGCGCCCCCGGCUCCCUGCCCCUGGUCAGCGUCUCCCUCUUCACCCCGCUCACCGCCGCUGAGAUGGCACCCUACAUGAGGAGGCUGUCCCGGGGCCAGACUGUCGAAGAUGUGUUGGAGGUCCUGGGGGACAUCGAUGAGAUGUCCCGGCGCAGACCCGAGGUCCUGGGCUUCUUCUCGACCUGCCUACAGCGGCUGAUGAGCUCGGCCGAGGAGUCCUGCCGCCACCUGGCCUUCAGCCUGGCGCUGCGCUCCAUCCAGAGCAACCCCAGCAUCGCCGCCGACUUCCUGCCCACGUUCAUGUACUGCCUGGGGAGCCGGGACUUCGAGGUGGCCCAGACGGCGCUGCGGAGCCUGCCCGAGUACGUGCUCCUGUGUCCAGAGCACGCGGCUGUGCUGCUGCACCGGGCCUUCCUGGUGGGCAUGUAUGGCCAGGUGGACACCAGCGCCCAGAUCUCCGAGGCCCUGCGGGUACUGCACAUGGAGGCUGUGAUGUGAGUCCGCUGACCCUUCAGAGCGUCACUGUGUCUCCACGUCCAGCCUGGGAAGCUCCGUCCCAGAUCCCAGAGACCUCCCCAGGAAGAGGAGAGGCAGGCACCUGUCACC
Molecule: messenger RNA, 6770 nt
Organism: Sorex fumeus (smoky shrew)
Lineage: Eukaryota; Metazoa; Chordata; Mammalia; Eulipotyphla; Soricidae
Gene: INTS1
Product: integrator complex subunit 1
Exons: 47
Coding region: 87-6662 (2191 amino acids)
Biological process (GO): U2 snRNA 3'-end processing
Cellular component (GO): integrator complex
Source: RefSeq, a predicted model, not a curated record